Pseudophryne corroboree (corroboree frog) is the source of this 3003-nucleotide messenger RNA. RefSeq names its product adhesion G-protein coupled receptor G1-like. Lineage: Eukaryota; Metazoa; Chordata; Amphibia; Anura; Myobatrachidae. Gene Ontology annotation, biological process: cell surface receptor signaling pathway; adenylate cyclase-activating G protein-coupled receptor signaling pathway. Gene Ontology annotation, cellular component: plasma membrane. The transcript is spliced from 14 exons. Gene Ontology annotation, molecular function: G protein-coupled receptor activity. The record is from RefSeq and is a predicted model, not a curated record. Bases 202 to 2151 code for a protein of 649 amino acids.
CACCCCCCCUCCAACCCCGUCUCCGCCCUGGUGAGUCAGUGUUCAGCCGAAACGCAAAGCAAAGAUGCGCAUCACACAAUGACAAAUACCACAUAAAAAAGGAAGUUGCAGGAAAAGAAAAGCUGGAUCUUGAAUUUGUGCUGGAAGUUGUGAGGUCUUGUACAGACACACUGCCCGGAUUACUCAGGAGAGUCAGUCACCAUGUCGCUGCUGCAUCCACUGCUACUACUGCUGCUGCUAGGUGGCGCUGUGCCAGGCGGGCACGCACUCUCCAUGUGCGGAUGGAGGAAGCAGCUUGCUGAUGGGAAUAACCUGCGCUACUACCGCAGUUCCACAGACGAUACGGUGACUGUGCUGAAUACGGCUAAAGCCCUGAUGGUCAUCUCUCCGUUUGCGCCCUCUGGUAACAUUACCCUGCAGACGCAUGCUGGGAUGUACGUCUUCUGCGUGCACUGGCUUCCCGCUCUGCGCAUCUUCAAUAUCACCUAUGGGGUGACCAAGUCAUGGGAGGUCUCACCCAGGUCGGACAUGGAGGAUGAUGUCUCUCUACGGCCCACGCCACCCACCAGCUGUGACCCUGAGUUCCCCCUGAUCAACGUGACCAUCAAUGGACAGCUAAAGGGGAAUUCAUGUCACUUCAACUACUCCAUCCAGGCUCUGAGCUCCGACACCGCAUCCCUAGAACACGAGAUCUCGCAGGUGGGCGACUACCUGGACAGGUCAGGACUCCGCGGGAACAGGCGAGAGCUGCGCAGGUGGAUUGAUACGGCGCUGUCGGCGGUACAGUUGGAUGGGGACAGACACCAUUUUGGGAAGGGGUCACUGGAGGCAGCAGUGUACAGGCUGGACUCUGCUGAUGUGCUAAACUCUAUUCCUGAGAGUCUGGGGGUCUCUCUGCAUUUCCCAACACAGCUGUUAGAGACGGUGAUGGAUAAACCUGCCAUGAGACUGUACGUGGUCCGACUCCACGGCCCUUCUCUCUUCCAGGAUGCCGCAAACAGCACGCUGCUCGGAGAUCAAGUGGUCGGCAUCAGCCUGCAGGACACAAAGGUCACCAACCUCCCUGAGGAUAUAGUACUCACCUUUCAGCAUCAGCCCAUACAGGGAAACCUCUCACCAUUGUGUGUGUUCUGGGACGAAUCAUCCGAUGACUGGAGCACCUACGGCUGCCGAACCGCCCCCAGCGUGCGCCACACUUCCUGCCGCUGUAACCACCUGACUUACUUUGCUGUGCUGAUGCAAGUGUCCAGUGAGGUGAUAUCUGAGGUGCACCUCGUGUCUCUCUCUGUCCUGACAUUCGCUGGAUGCAGCAUCUCCGCUCUGUCCUGUCUCUUCACCAUCGGCUGGAUCUGCUGCACCAGGAAGAUGCAGACAAACCCCACGUUACAGAUCCACAUGAACCUCUUGGGGGCGGUGUUACUCCUGGACCUGAGCUUUAUUCUGAGCGCGGUACUCGGAGCUCUGGAGGAACAGAACGUUUGUAGAGGCUCCGCCAUUGCUCUGCACUUUGCUCUGCUCUGCACAUUCGCCUGGAUGGCCAUCGAAGGCUUCAACCUCUACCAACUGGUGGUCAAAGUCUUCCAAUCGUCUUCUGUGUCAGCUCUAAAACUCGCCCUGCUGGGCUGGGGGGUGCCUGUCCUGAUUGUAACGUCUAUUAUUCUGAUGGAUGUGGCGAAUUACGGUGUAUACUACAUUAAGGUGGAGCGACCAUUUUCCCAGAACUCCACCGCUUCUAUAUGUUGGCUGACUGAACCCAUCGUCCAUCAAGUUGUGAAUUUGGGAUUUUUCGCCACUGUUCUGCUAUUUAAUAUCUGUAUGCUAGUUGCUAUGACCCGGCGGGUCCUGCGACUAUCUGUUCACACCCGGGGGGAGAAGAUCCGCCAUUGUGUCACGUUGCUGGGUCUAAGCUGCAUGUUGGGUCUGCCAUGGGGCACAGCAUUCUUCUCCUUUGGAGCCCUGUACCUGCCAGUCCAAUACUUUUUCAGCAUCUUAAAUGCCCUACAAGGCUUGUUCAUCUUCCUGUGGUAUUGUGCACUGUCCCAGCCUUCCGCCAAGCAUCCACUGCCUUCCUCCGAGAGCACCAGCACCGUCCCAAUGUCUCCCCGAGCAGACCAGAGCACCAGCAGUGACCACAAGAAGCUCCUGACAUGAUCCGUCGGCGGCCCCUGGUCGACACUCGCUGUAGCACUUUCCUAGGAGUCACGACGCUUCGCCAGGACGUACAGACUCUGGGGCAGUAAUAAGCUUUGGGCGUAUGCCCCGGGGGCACCAAUUGUAUAGAAUCACACGUCUAUUGCAGGUUAUUCCAAGGACCGGGUGCUAGAACAUGCACCUGCUGGUCAGGUGUGGACAGUUUAGACUGCAAGCUCUUAGGGAUAAUAUUGGAUUGUAUUUGUAUGAAGGGUCUGGGGGUGGCUGUGUGGUAUGGAUGAGAGGGGCUUGUCUGUUAGCAGUGUAGCACGGAGAAUGCGCAGUGACUGCGCUAACGUUAGACGUUGCCGCAGAAUGAGGCGGAUCAGGGAUUAAUCGCUGUUUGGAAGGGAAAGAUUUUUACAAAAUUAGAAGAAAAAAAAGAUAAAGAUCUUUAUGGAUUUUAUUUGAGUUAUUCUACACGUGUCCGCGAGGCUGCUGUGGUCUUACCACGUCUCAUUCAUCCCGCAACACUUAGCCCCGGGGCACGUAUGCGGAACCAUUACCAUGUUGGGGGGAGGGGGGGGGACGCUGCUGCAGGGACACUGCUGGGAUCUCCGUAUGCAGCCCCUGCUGACGUGUGUUACACACGAGUUGCACAACACGCAGUACAGCUACCAGAACUCUCACCUGUCACCUUUAUAUCUGAUUAGUGCCGACACCACUGACACGUGGGCAUUAGUCACUGACUGGAUUGUUGCACGCAAACACUGGAUUCUACUAGAAAUGUUAUAUAAGAUAUAUAACGUGUGCCAAUGUAAUAUAUAACUGAUGUAUGUGUAUAUAUGGGGUAGAAAUAAAGAGUUUAUAGAA